GUGCAGGGAGAAAACAUGACCUAUUUGUGUCCUUGGGGCAGGAAUGUUGCAUUCAGAUACAGGGUAUUUGUGUUGCGAGAGAAGAGGUCAAGAGUGAUGUCAUCCUCCUUGGAUCUGAAAGAAGAGAGGUCACCUCUAUAAGAGCAAUCCCACCCAGACUGGGUUCAUGUGCCAUUCUCUGCCCCCCGACUCUCAAGAUGUUCACACUCAGAUUGAACUAUCACUUAAGAAGUUUCUGAAGAUUUCAUUUCCAUCAGGCAAGUCUUUCCUUGCUCAAUAGCUGCUGUUUACCAUAAAGCGCUCUCUAAGGCCUCCACUCAGUACGGCUUCAUUUCCCUAACUGCCAGAGUUCCAGUACAGCUGAAUGUCACCUCCCUGCCAGGGGCCACUGUUAAUAAAGCCCGGGAGCCCCAGGAGUCUGAGGUACCUGCGUCAGCCUCUCCCGUCCCGGUAGUCAGGUCUGUCGCUUCCCACUCUUCUCCUACACACACCCUCGCCCCUGCCAUCCCUCACCAUGUCCUCGCUCGCCCCCGCCAUCCCUCGUUCCCACCCUCCCUCGCCCACGGGCCCCUCUAGCCCCUGCCCUCCCUCGUUCCCGCCCUCCCUCGCCCACGGGCCCCUCUAGCCCCUGCCCUCCCUCGUUCCCGGCCUUCCUCGCCCCCGCAAUGCCUCGCCCCUGCCCUCCCUCGUUCCCUGCAUUACCGCUCCCAAACUGCCCAGCCACAGCACCCCUUCAAUAUUUCAGCACUUUCUACUCCUGCCGUAAGUUUUUUGCUGUUCUCUCUUAAUAUUUAAAUAUUUAAAGAGGUAUUCCUGAAGAGGUCAAAGAAAGAAAGGAGAGGCACUUUGUUUUAUUAAGGUUUCAGAUGCUUUUCACUCCAGGUCUAUUGAGGAGAGAGAGGGGGGUAAGGGGUACAACCACUCAGUAGGACUAGAUAACAGCAUUAGUUAUUCAUCUGGACUGGCCUAGACCUGUUGUUGAAUGCCAGGAGACUUAGCACUAUUGAGAAUAUGAACGCUAUUAAAGUCCCAGUACAGUCAAAAUUCUGUUUUUUUUGUUUCAUAUUGUGCAACAGCUGAUGAAAUUAACACUGUAAAUAAGUGAAAAACUCUGUAAAUGUGAUCAUUGUUAUUUCUUAAUUCUGGUUGGAAAUACAAUCUACACAAUACCUUCUAAUCUGCAGGUUUUGCAUGGGUGGAGUUGUGGCUUUCUUGGUGACAUCACCAGGUGGUAAAUGAGUUAAUAGGUCAAUAACAAGGCGUUCCAAACCUCUCUGCCAAUAACAGCUUGUUUUCUUUUCCCCCUCCCCACUCAGACCACUCCCAGACAGUCCUAGCAAAAUUCUUGCUUGAGAAAUAGUUUUUGGCUUUGUGGUAGAGAAGAGGAGCUGAAGAGGCUGAGAGACGAGCAGCAUCAGCUCAAGGACAAGCUUGCCCAGAAGGAGGAGAUGGUCGUGGCUCUCAGAGUGAAGCUGCAGGACCAUGAAGAAGACGCCCGUGUUCUCCGCCAACAACUGCUCUCCUCCCAAGAUGCACUGCAGCAAGUUACCGAGGGAAAGUAAAAGAGAGAGGGAAAGCAGGAUAGCCAGUGUGUGGAGACAAGAGGAGAGACUGCCUGAGAUCAGAGCGGAUCUGGUCCAACUACAGCAGCAGUAUACCACCUGCUAUGCCCAGCUGGUCCAGGAGGAGGCUGGGGUGGGCAGGCUGAGGGAGAAGCUGCGUGAGGUGGAGGAACAGAGGGAAAGACUGGCUUCUCAGGUGACAGAGAACCAGGACCUGAGCCAUGACCUGGACCUGAGCCAUGACCUGGACCUGCUCACUGAGAAACACAAGGCUGCACAGCACAAGCUGUCAGUGCAGGCUCAGCAGGAGCAGGCCCUUGGAGAGAAGAUGCAGAAACUGAAGAAGGAGGUGAGCUGUCUCCAGGGCAGCCUGAGUCAGAGAGAGGAGGACAUGGAGGCACAACUACAGACAACUGGCCAGCUACAGCAGGAGAGGCGGGACAACCAGCAGGGGGCAGUGUGUGUUCUGCGCGGGGAGCUGCAGCGGUGGCAGGCGGAAGUCCGGUCUCAACAGGAGAGCAGUGAGGAGGUGUCGGGCCUGAGGGCUGAGCUACAGGAGACCCAGGGCAGGCUGCAGCAGUGUAGAGCAACCAUGAAGCACCUCCGCUCUGACCUGGAGCACGCCCAGAGACAGACCAGGCUGAGGGCUGUGCUGCAGGAGGCUGAGAGCAGAGCAGUGGACACAGAGACAAGGCUGCAGCCCCUGACCAGGUCCCUGGAGCUGUACAGGGUCAAGUACCAGGCCUUCCUCACCAAGAUCUCCCAGCAGGACAGCACUCUACAGGCCCAGGACGAGGACCUGAAGGAAGCCAGGGCUCAGGUGGUGGAGCGGGACGGGCAUGUGCUGUGCUGCGUCUGUGUGCCCAGGCGGUGGUGUUGCAGGGGGGAGCUGAAGGCCCGCAGUGCCCAGCUGGAGAGCGGGGAUGGUGCCCUGAGCCAGCACCUCCGAGACACCCAGAGAGACCUGGAGUCCAGCCGCAAACACAGCCAGGAGUGUGAGAUGGUCAUCAGCACUAUGAGAGACAGCACUGCUGCACUGAGACGACAGGUGGAAGAACAGGAGGAGAGUGUGGUGAAGAGCCAAGCUGAUUUCUCUGUCUACAGAGCCAGUCACAUCCACUCUGACUCAGACUACGACUCCCAGCUCUGCCGCAUCCAGGAACUACAACAGGCAUUCUCCCAGACCAUGGAGCAGUGUUCCCAGGGUAGCCAGGACCUCAGUGUGUGCCAGUCAGAGGUUCCUCAGCUGAGAGAGGAGGUGUCCAGACUCACCCAGCUCAAGGACAACACUGUGGCAGAGGUGCUGUGACUGCAAGAGGCUGGGAGGCAGCUCCAGGCAGAGGCCAUGAUGGAGGGCCAGUGCAGGCUAGAGGAGGUGGGAGCUCAAGAGCAGAGGGCUGCCAGGCUGGAGCAGGACCUGCAGGCCGCCCACAGACAGUGUG
Messenger RNA from Oncorhynchus keta (chum salmon), 3004 nucleotides. RefSeq names its product putative golgin subfamily A member 6-like protein 3. Gene Ontology annotation, biological process: spermatogenesis. The coding region runs from base 1483 to 2871 and encodes 462 amino acids. The transcript has 12 exons. The record is from RefSeq and is a predicted model, not a curated record. Lineage: Eukaryota; Metazoa; Chordata; Actinopteri; Salmoniformes; Salmonidae.